AUGUUGCGGUUAAGAGGAUAUCCAGUGCAUCUAAGCAAGGUAAGAUACAAUAUUGAUCAAGGUUUGGCCUCUGCCUUAUUUUAUCUACAUGAAGAAUGGGAACAGUGUGUGCUGCACAGGGAUAUCAAGUCCAGCAAUGUUAUGUUGGAUUCAAAUUUUCAAUGUGAACUCGGGGAUUUCGGGUUAGCUCGGCUCGUGGACCAUGGAGAAAAGUCACAAACAACAAUUAUAGCUGGAACGAGAGGCUACAUGGCUCUAGAAUAUGUUACUACAGGAAAAGCUAGCAAAGAAUCAGAUGUCUACAGCUUUGGAGUUGUUGCUUUGGAAAUAGCCUGCGGGAGAAAACCGAUCGAUUUCAACUUAGAAAGUAGCCAAAUCGAACUGGUGAAGUGGGUUUGGGAGCUUUAUGGAGAAGGCAAAGUUAUUCCAGCAGCCGAUCCAAAACUCAAUGGAGAGUUUGAUGAGAAAUCAAUGGAGUGCUUGAUGAUUGUUGGAUUGUGGUGUGCACACCCGGAUUAUAAAUUCAGACCUUCAAUACAACAAACGAUUCAAGUGCUUAACUUGGAAGUUCCAUGGCCAUUCUCCCAUCAAAGAUGCCGGUGGCCACAUAUUUUGCUCCUCCUAGAUUACUUUCAACAUUGCUCAGUGAAACUAUUAGUUCUGAAAGAGGUCAAACCGAGUCCUCAGGAAAUCACCAAGUCCUCUCAAUCACCCCAUCCUCUACAACAAUAUUUGUGA
Messenger RNA from Prunus armeniaca (apricot), 738 nucleotides. The record is from the annotation of a GenBank genome assembly. NCBI's taxonomy places the organism in Eukaryota, Viridiplantae, Streptophyta, Magnoliopsida, Rosales, Rosaceae.